Capronia coronata CBS 617.96 is the source of this 1695-nucleotide messenger RNA. Its product is annotated as 4-coumarate-CoA ligase. Gene Ontology annotation, biological process: secondary metabolic process. Gene Ontology annotation, molecular function: CoA-ligase activity. The record is from RefSeq and is a predicted model, not a curated record. The transcript is spliced from 2 exons. Lineage: Eukaryota; Fungi; Ascomycota; Eurotiomycetes; Chaetothyriales; Herpotrichiellaceae. Bases 1 to 1695 code for a protein of 564 amino acids.
AUGCCUCACAAGUCUCGUUGGACGGUCCCCGUGCAGGAGUGCUCCUUACCGACCUUUCUCUUCAGGUCGCCCACGCACCCGUUAGGCUCCAAGCGCUGCUUUUCCGAAGCGGAACGUCCUGGCACUCAUUACUUCACACGUGACCAGUUUCGGCUGUGGGCUCAACGAUUUGCAUUAGGUCUACAACGGUCCAAGCACUUCCAAAAGGGCGACCGCAUUCUGCUCUUCAGCGGAAAUGACCUCUUUGUACCUGUGGUCUUUAUGGGUGUCUUAUGCGCCGGUGGCAUCUUCACCGGCGCCAAUCCGACGUUCGUGGCCAGAGAGCUGGCCCACCAACUGAAGGACAGUGGCGCCACCUACCUCCUGUGUGCGGAUGCAUCCCUUGACACAGGAAUGGAAGCGGCCAGACUGGCAGGACUCAACUGUACAGAGCGGGUGUUCGUCUACAACGCGAAGGUUUACGACGGAGAAGCCGAAGGCUUGAAGGGUUGCAGACAUUGGAGCGAGCUGAUUGCCCCACCAGAAGAUGCGAGAGGGUUUCAAUGGGACGAUCUCACCGGUCCAGGAGAAUGCCACAAAACGCUGGCCUUGAACUAUAGCAGCGGUACCACAGGUGUCCCGAAAGGUGUUGAGAUCAGCCACAAAAACUACAUCUCCAACACGGUCCAGGUGGCUCAACUGGCAACACUGUGGCCUGACCACGAGGCUCGGGCUGCCCGGGCUUCCUGGCUCUGUUUUCUUCCCCUCUACCACGCCUACGGCCAGACAUAUUAUUUGGCAGGAGCCUUCAAUCGGCAGAUCCCGGUCUACAUCAUGCCCAAGUUCGAUUUCCUCAAGUUCCUCCAAUACAUCCAAGAAUUCCGCAUUACCGACCUCACCCUAGUCCCACCAAUUGCCGUCCUGCUGGCGAAACAUCCAGCCGUGGUCAAGUACGACCUGAGUUCCGUUGAGAAUGUGGGCUCCGGAGCUGCGCCGUUGGGCAGAGAGGUGUCCGAGCAAGUCGAACGGCGGUUGGGCAAUCGAUUGAACAUGAAGCAAGGAUGGGGCAUGACCGAGUGUACAUGCUCAUUACUGGGCUGGGACCCUAACAAGAUCUCCACGACAAACUCGGUCGGUGAACCCAAUGCCAACUGUGAAGCCAAGAUCAUGACGGAAGACGGCACCGAAGUCACCACUCGUGGGCCCUCUGCUGUUGGCGAGCUAUGGUGUCGCGGACCAAACGUGAUGAAAGGCUAUUGGCACAACCCACUGGCCACGGCCGAGACACUGACAACGGAUGGCUGGUUGAAGACGGGAGAUAUUGCCUAUGUUGACAACGACGGCAUGUUCUUCAUCGUCGACCGCAAAAAGGAGCUCAUCAAAGUCAAGGGAAACCAAGUUGCCCCGGCCGAGCUUGAGGCCCUGUUGCUGGAGCACUCCGGUAUCGCCGACGCCGCUGUAAUCGGCAUGCCAACCGAGGACGGCGACGAACAGCCCCGCGCUUUCAUCUUACGGCAGGUCGGCCCUGAUGGGGAAGCACUAACUGCCGAUGAGGUUGCCAAAUUCGUUGAAGGAAAGGUCGUCCGUUACAAGCGUCUGACCGGUGGAGUUGAGUUUGUUGAUGCAAUACCAAAGAACCCAUCGGGGAAAAUUUUAAGAAGGAAAUUGAGAGACCAAACAAGAGAGAGGAUGAGAAGGGAGGGGGCGAGAUUGUAA